Messenger RNA from Symbiodinium necroappetens, 339 nucleotides. The record is from the annotation of a GenBank genome assembly. Lineage: Eukaryota; Dinophyceae; Suessiales; Symbiodiniaceae.
AUGACGUGUGUCCUCCAGCAUCAGCAUUCCUGCGCAGGCCGCGUGUUCCUCGAGAGUGUGCACGCUGAGCUCUACAGCGACCUCGGUCUCCUUCUGGUGUUCCUUGGCGCCGUCCUCGCCUUUCAAUUCCUCUACUACGAGGUGGCGAUGCUGAAGAACCCUUCGGGCCGUUCCCUGGGCCUCCAAGUUUUCGUGGCCUUGGCAUCAUCUUCCUUCCUGGGUCUCGGGCUAUUCUUCCUCUAUGCGUGGGCUGGCUUGUGCCCACAAUCAUUGCUGCAACAAGCAUGGAACUUGUCGCACGGUUCUGGCUGGGAUUUUCGUGACCAGAGGUACUCCUGA